Molecule: messenger RNA, 1731 nt
Organism: Punica granatum (pomegranate)
Lineage: Eukaryota; Viridiplantae; Streptophyta; Magnoliopsida; Myrtales; Lythraceae
Source: RefSeq, a predicted model, not a curated record
AGAGCAGAGCCCAAAAGGGUUUAAUCGAUCUGUCGAGGGAGGAACACCGAGCGGAGCGGAGCGGAGCGGAGAGGCAAUGCUGAUGGGUGCCCUGCGCACCGACCAGGUCCUGAAGGACAGCAAGGCCUCCGACGCCGCCUCCGUUUCCUCUCUCAAGCUCAACCACAAAGCUCUUUCCAACGUUUCGUGCCUGAGGGACUUCAGGAACCUGCAGAGGCUCGAUCUAGGGUUCAACAGUCUCACAUCUCUUGAGGAUUUGAAGCCCUGCGUGAACCUCAAGUGGCUUUCUGUGGUUCAGAACAAGCUCAAGACCUUGAAAGGAGUCGAAGCACUCUUCAACCUCACCGUGCUGAAUGCUGGGAAAAACAAGCUUACCUCAAUGGAUGAGGUUCAGUCUCUUGUAGGCCUUCGUGCAUUGAUUUUGAACGACAAUGAGAUCACUUCCAUUUGUAAGCUUGAUCAGAUAAAAGAACUGAACACUCUUGUUCUCUCUAGGAAUCCAAUCACUAAUAUCGGCAACUCUCUCCUCAAGGUGAAAUCCCUCACAAAGGUCUCUCUAUCAAAUUGCCAACUCGAAGCCAUUGACUCUUCACUCAAAUCAUGUGUUGAGCUAAAAGAACUGAGGCUAGCUCACAACAACAUCAAGACUCUACCAGCUGAAUUGGCUAAGAAUAUGAAACUGCAAAACUUGGACUUGGGAAAUAAUUUGAUCACAAGAUGGUCUGACGUGAAGGUACUGAAAUCAUUAGUAAACCUAAGAAACCUCAAUUUACAAGGGAACCCAAUUGCAGAGAAUGAGAAAUUGGCGAAGAAGAUCAGGAAGGCUCUGCCAAAUCUGCAGAUAUUCAAUGCCAAGCCUGUCAAUAGGGGCUCCAAGAAUGAGGAGCGUAAUAUUGAAGCUGUUGAUGAUUUCUCAUUCAAUCAAGAUGUCAAAGAGGUUAAACAAAAGGAUAGUGUCCAGGGGAAAGCAAAACUAAAAGAGCAAUCACUCGCUAAGGAGAAAAAGAGUAAAAGUGGUGAUGGAGCUGAGGGUUAUAUUCUAGAGAAGGAUCGUAAGAGGAAACGACAGAAAUCACAAGAUGAUUUGCCGAAGAAAGACAGUCAAGCCGCCGGAGGGGGUGAUGAGCCAGUGGAGAAGAAAGAGAAAAGGAAGUCGAAGGGAAAGGUUUAUAGCGAGAUCGAUGUCAUUGAUGAUCCAGAAGCUGCGUUUUCGGAGCUUUUCCAAGCGGAAGGCGGAGAUGAUGAUGAUGAUAGGGGAGGUACGAAGGAAGAGGUGAUCAACAAAAAUGUCAAAAAAUCAAGCUUCGCAGGCGAAUCGGUUAGUUUCCCCCCCAAAAAGAAGAAAUCCAAGAAGAUGAGCUUCGACCCCUCUGUGCUUGGAUCUUCCACAAUUGAAGUCGGGAUGGGCGGACCCUCAAGUUGGGACGAUUGAACAGAGACUUGUUCAUCACAAGUAUCAUAUACAGCCAUAGGCCAUAGCAAAUGGUGAAUGCUGAAACAGGACCUCUCGACUGCUUUUGCCCACGAAGUUUACAUCGGGAAAAUGUUGUUGUAAAGUGAAACGUUGCAAUCUUGCUCGGUUUUUUGAGAAAACAAGACUGGAUUUUCCGUUAACGAUCGGGACCAUGGGAACAUAGAAUUUUGGGAAUGCCGAUGUGGACGGCUAGUUUCUCCGUUCGAAUUAUCAAAUUAAGCGUUAGUUGUUAAAUACAUGUUCGAAUUAUUUGUGAA